This is a messenger RNA of Zasmidium cellare ATCC 36951, 1743 nucleotides long. RefSeq lists its product as uncharacterized. The coding region runs from base 1 to 1743 and encodes 580 amino acids. NCBI's taxonomy places the organism in Eukaryota, Fungi, Ascomycota, Dothideomycetes, Mycosphaerellales, Mycosphaerellaceae. The transcript has a single exon. The record is from RefSeq and is a predicted model, not a curated record.
AUGUCCACGACUGGAGAUGAAGCUGAGGAACAGGUUCCAGAACAAACACAAGAUGCACCAUCAGGGUCAGAGUACGAAGAGGAAGCCGAGCGUCAGGAGGAAGAUUAUGACGAAGAAUCUGAAUCCGAACGUGAAGGACGCUUUCAUGGCCCGGACAGUAGCUGGAGAUUCUACACCAAAGAAGAACGUGCCAUAGUCUCUGCCCUAGACCAGGCUGAGAACAAUGAUCUUAGCGCCCAUCUCUACAAUGCACAUGCAUGGAAACAGAGGCUACGAGAUGUCGAACGGAUGAGAGAAUCUCUGCCAUGGCACACUAAAAACGGUUGGGUCCAGCCUGAAGACAAUGGCAAGUUGCCCUUCUUGCCGCCGGCUGCUUGGACUGCCUGGCCCCUGAGACCUGAGGACGUUCCGAGAUCGCGAGAACAAUGGGGUAUACCUGCUAUUGAUCCAGAAGAACAGAGUGGAACAUUCACUAAGGUCGAGCCAUGGAGACCAAGCCUCAAUUUGCAUGAGGAAGUGAAGGCGGUAUUUCUGCGCACAGCCAAAGAAGCCUUUCGUGAGCGAGAGCGGGCUGUGAACGUGAAGAAGGAGGGGCCUCCUCAAAAAGCAUCGGAGAUACCAAUCAGCUCUGAAGCAACGCCAACGCGUUCGGGAAGCGAGCAGUCCGAGGACGACGAUGAAAGCGACGAGGAUCAAAAAUCGUCACAGAAUGGCAAAAAGGAGGAGGACGAGGAGGAAGACGUUGACAUGGAAUCAGUGAUUGACCACAAGCUGGUUGGUGAAGAAUAUGUUUCAUCAUUUCUCCUGGACGAUGACAUUGCCAGCUCGAUUCUGGAACCUACAGUCAAUCAUGUCAUUGCUAAGUUCGAUGACUUGCUCAUUGGACUGCACAAGAGCCGACUUGGUCACCGUCAGGAUCGUUCCAGGUCUAGAGGGAGUAGUGCCAAUUCGCGAUUUCGAUCAAAAUCUCGCGAGCGACCACGCAGCGCUGCCAGCGUUCCCUCCAAGCGCAAGCGUGCGGUAUCUGACAACAAUUUCAACGAUGACAACCCUACAUCAGAGGAUGUCGAGUCUGAUACAGAGAUCCGCACUGGGAGAAAAUCUCAACGCGAAAGUAGGAGACGUAUGCCUGCUCCCCGAGACUGGAGCGAAGUCCUCGGCAUAGCAGCAAUGGUCGGCUGGGAUCAAGACGUUCUCGAUCGCGCCGAACGUAGAUGCGCAGCUACCUUUGGCGAAGGCAUGACCAUGCGUAUCAUGCCAGAAACCAGCUUUGGCACCUCUCGAGAUCAGAUCGUUGAGUACGUGCCAGACAUGAUUCCUCCUAUCGACGACUGGUCGGAGAACGACAUCGAUUCAGAAGAGGAAAGCGAAGAGCCUCCAAGCCUCGCAUGUCCAGAGGAGUUUUGUCCUCGCCACAGUGAACCAUACGAAUCUGCUUGGCGGUUGAGGGAGCAUCUCAAGAAGAAGCACAAGUUGUCGAAGGACGAGGUCAAUCGCCUCGUGCCACGUGUCUCCGCUCCUACCUCACAAACUAGGGCCAAGGACCGUGGCGAGGCCUCAGGAGGGGAGGACGAAAUCAUCGACGACGAUACCGUGGCAGUGGAGGGUGGCCAGGAAACCGGCGCUGUCCGGCUCGAUGGCUUCCUGCAGCCUAUAAAUAUUCGGCUUCAUAGAUCGAAGGACAAGCAACCAAGGAAACGAAGCGCUUCUCGACGCAGGGUGGAAGACACAAGUGCAGAAUAA